Molecule: messenger RNA, 1384 nt
Organism: Aspergillus welwitschiae
Lineage: Eukaryota; Fungi; Ascomycota; Eurotiomycetes; Eurotiales; Aspergillaceae
Exons: 1
Coding region: 153-896 (247 amino acids)
Source: RefSeq, a predicted model, not a curated record
AAAAAAGCAAUAUCGCUUGUACAACUAUCGACCUUUCCCGGCCAGCUGCAUAUCUGCCAUUAUAUCUGAGCCCGACCGCCUAGUCUGCACCUUCCAGCAUUUAUUGUCAGUUGCGUUCUUGACUACACCUUAAUUUCCCGACUAUCGUCAUCAUGGCUUUGGCUAGAGCUUUCACCAAGCGCAGCAAGCGCCCCGAGGUCUCGGCCCCGAUGCCAUACCGUGAAUCACAUAAACACGCUGGUCCGAUCAAUCGAGACAAGAUCUCGGCUCCCGUGGAGUUGUUGUCGACGACGAACAUGCUGGCUUACAAUGCGCCCGACAUCCAUUCGGCGACUUCGUCUUCUACCUCUUCAUUGCAGUCGCCCGACGAUUCGGAAAUGUCUUUCACGCAGCGCAGUUUUGGAUCGCCUCUGACUACCCCCGAUGAGUCGCCAAUUGAGCCAAACCCGCUGCCUUCCUAUUUCCCGAAGCGAUCUGCAACCGUGACGAGCCACCCUCGCUCCUCGACAUCGACCAACUCCUCUACGGAUGCGCCGCUGGUUCCCAAACGGGCGCUCUCCCACACAAAGCGGACCCACCAAGAGCUUGCUCGCCAGCGUUCCUUGUCCCGGCUAUCUCCACCUCCGUUGAACUCGUUGCGCAAUGCAUCUGCUGCACGUCAGACACAGGAUAGCUACAAGGCCGAGCCCCAUCCCUUCAGCAAGGAACUUGAGCAAGUGAACGAGGUGGUCGAGGAGUUCGGUGGCACCCGUAUACUUGACGACGAGGAGUUGAUCCUACGAGAUAAGGGAUUGAUGAAGUUCACCGCAGAUGACUACCUCGUGGAGGUCGAGGCCCUUUAUGGCAGCGUCUUUGAUGAUUAUCUUGGCCCGAUAGGUACGGGGGCCUGGCUCUGAAUCGUGACCCCGUUCGCUGUUUUACUUUCUCUACCAUCUUUUCCUUACUUUUUUUGACUCCCGAGGGAUUCCGCCUGGAGGGCUCUGGAUAGGAACUGGAUAUUUCCUUCCCUCGCCAGGAUUGACUUGUGCCAUGACCCACUCAUAUUCACUCUUUAAUGUCUUGUGAUCUAAUUACUCGGUUUCAUCUUCAUUUUGAAUUAGCUAGAUACCACUGGGAGGAGCUUGAUCUAUCACCCCCAACAUUGCUUUUUUUAUUUUUUGUUUCAUUUAUUGGUUGCAAGUUGGUGCUUCCAUGUUGCGUGGAUCGAAUUAUUCGCUCUGCUGACUGGCUAUGUGACGGACUCUGACAUGUCUAACGAGGUUCUCGGAUCUGAAUUCUUCUUCCUUAGCGUCGUUUUGAAUGCGAAAGACACUGCCAGGGUUGCUUUUUCUAUUGGAUUAGUCUUGUAACAAUGUCACGAUACAUCAGAAAGUUCUGCAUCUCA